AUGGUGCCACCAGUUCGCCGACGACCAAAGGUUCCGCGAAGAAGAGCCUACGCUGUCAAUGCAAUAGUCUACCGAAAAGCGGAACAUGGUAGCCCAGAAAACUUCAUUCUCACACACCCAUUCCCCCGCGAGUACUUCACCGCACUGGUCGCUGGAAAGAGCUUUCACAAAACCAUUGAUGUUAUUAAACGGUCGAAGGAUCCUAUCGUCCAAAAACUAUACGAUGCUCAAUACAACUUUAUAAACUGCCUGCAACAAGAAAUGGAGUGUACAGAGAAGACUGCUGAGACGACGGAAGUGUUUUUGAGUGAAUUGGAAGAAGCCUGGCAGACACAACUGCCUUUCAGCCAAGAUGCCUACACGGCGGAAUCGUAUGCAGAUGGAUUACGUCGCGCAAAAGAAAGAGAUGUUAACCGCGAGCGGAUGUUUAAGGAAACUGGUAGAGAGUAUAAACCGAAUGAAGAAGAGAAGAUAGAACGUCAAUAUCAGGAACAAGUAUCCGCCGAGCGCGAGCGAAACAAAAAACGUGAGAAAAGUUUUAGAGGACAUCUUCCAAAAAAUCGUCAAAGAAAUAUUAAAGAGGAGAAACAGGAGGAACUAAAACACUUGUUGAAAAAAACCUUGCACUUACUAGUCAAGUGCCCACGUUGUGGAGUGCACAUGGGUUUGGCAGAAUUCACCUCAGUUAAAUACGAUGAUUAA
Caenorhabditis remanei is the source of this 702-nucleotide messenger RNA. RefSeq lists its product as uncharacterized. The transcript has 4 exons. The coding region runs from base 1 to 702 and encodes 233 amino acids. The record is from RefSeq and is a predicted model, not a curated record. NCBI's taxonomy places the organism in Eukaryota, Metazoa, Nematoda, Chromadorea, Rhabditida, Rhabditidae.